UUUAGCGCACAAAUUCGCACGGAAUUUAAUUAGUUCUUGAACGGAGCACGAAGGAGGCGGGCGGCUAGGCCUUUAUGAAUAACACUGCAAACAACACCCGACGAAUAAAAAUGAGGGACAAUCGGCAAGGAAUAGGUUCUGCUCUGCUGUUUCUGGCACUUUUUGUGACUUUUCAAAUUCUACCAUCAAUGCGUGCAUUGCCAAUAGAUUGCAAAACAAACACUGCAGUUUGCCUGGAAGAAAUAAUGAAGGAACUCACCCAAGUUCGAUUUGAGGUUAACAUUCUCGCAGAGAACAGAACAUCGUUGACAUCUAAGAACUGUGCUGAACUGUACAAAUCUGGUCGAAGGGUCAGCGGUGUUUACCCAAUCGACCCAGAUGGUUCAGGCAUCUUUAAUGUAUAUUGUGACCAAACUACAGCCGGCGGGGGAUGGACAGUGAUCCAGAAGAGAAUGGAUGGCUCUGUCGAUUUUAACCGCACCUGGGAUGACUACAAGCAUGGCUUCGGCAACAUGGUCGGUGAAUUUUGGCUCGGACUGGACAAAAUAAACCGCCUGACACGAAACAAGACAAAGAACAAGCUUCGAGUAGAUCUUGGAGUAAAAACUGGCAAAACUGUUCACCCUGAGUAUGGCUGGUUUGGGAUUGGGACCGAGACAGCUAAGUACCGGCUAUACCUUGGCAAAAUCAUAAAUGCCACUGUUUCCAAUGAUUCCCUCGGUCCUCAUAAAGGUUUCGUUUUUGGUACCUGGGAUAAGGUUCCUGCUGGUUGGGCUCAAAAAAUAGGAGGAGGCUGGUGGUAUGACAGCUGUAUUACUGAAUGUGCUGUUUCGUCAAAUCUCAAUGGCAUUUAUCCACGUUGUGGAAAUGAAACCUAUCCUAAAGCCGCUAUCCACUGGGGAAAGUUAGAUUCUACUUGUGCCAAGAGAAGCACUCCAAAAUCAACUGAAAUGAAAAUAAGACCAGUGGAAUUUAUGUGCGGGGCUUGAAUUCUUCGUACAUGAAAUGCUUAUCUACUUAAUUGACGCUGUUUGGAAAAAUCAAGAAGUAGUUUGUGCGACUGAAAACACCGAUUACUUUUUUCAAUCUCUUUACUCCAAGACUUUUAGAUUUUUAGAAUGCAAAUUAGAUUACUAACAGCUUCAUAGACUCGACUACACUUUAGUUGUAAAGAAAAUAUAUCGUAGCCAGUUGUUAUCAGAAAUGUUUCAUUAUUUGCAGAAUUUAUGGGAUUUUUUUAAAUAAUACGAUUACAAUGUCACCGAACAAAAUUUUAGGAAAAAAAAAUUUCAUAACACAAAAAUUAAUUCAGAAGAAUCCUAUAUGCAGUGGAAUGCUAUAUGCCAUAAGAUAGAGUUUAUACAUGUUUCGUUAUUAAUACUAUGGUUUUUCUCUUUCCUAAUGAUUUUUUAAGCUUUGCUAUUUCAGUGCCAUCAAAGAUUAGAUAA
Messenger RNA from Pocillopora verrucosa, 1448 nucleotides. NCBI's taxonomy places the organism in Eukaryota, Metazoa, Cnidaria, Anthozoa, Scleractinia, Pocilloporidae. The record is from RefSeq and is a predicted model, not a curated record.